AUGCCUCCGCUUCAAAAAGCCGCGGAAAUCUCCGACAGAUCCAAUGAUGAUUACAUUGCUCAAUUAUUGACCCAAGAUGCUCGCUCUGCCCCUAAGCCCAACACACGAUUCUUACAGCAUAUUCUAAGGGAAACAGAUACACAUAAUGCGAACCUAAAGCGAAAAGAGGAGUAUGAAGCCAGAGAAAAGCACAGAAAACUUCAAAGAGAGCGGAAGUUUUCUAGGGAGAGUAAACAUGAUACGCGAGAGAGGGAGUCUAAGAGAAGAAGAGUUGAGUCAUCUGAAGAUAAGGAACGAGACCGCAGGAAAAGGCGUUCAAAUCGUUCUAGGGACUAUAGUUCCGAACGUGAGGAGUCUGCGUCGACAAGUAUAAAUCACUCUACAGAAAGAAACAGGAAGCAUAACUCAGAUCCAAGGCUGCGACAAGAGUCCCACAGGCACCGUCAUCAUCGCAGGCAUGAGUACGACGAUAAAUACGAGAGGUAUGACAAAAGAGGCAAAUCCAAGCACUCUUCAGAUAGCCGUCGAUCGUACGAGCACAAGUCCUCAAGUAAAAGACGUUCUGAUCGUCAAAAUCACGAUAACAAAACGGUCAAGAAAGACGCACCCAAGUCUGCAAACUCACUAGAUCGACAAAUAGCUCAUGAUUCGGAUGAUAGCGACGUGCAUACAACUCGAUCUAUCGAUUCUGAUCCGUUAAGCAGUUUGAUAGGACCCCAACCCCCUUCGAAGGCGGACGCACGGGAUCCGCCAACCAUCCCGCGUGGUCGUGGCGCCUACAAGGUUAACACAAGUAACAUAGAUUCCCACUUUGCAGAAGAGUAUGAUCCGAGUACAGAUAUCUUGCCCGGCGAAGACAACCUAAACUCUGGAAAAAAUUCCCGCCGUCCCGUCGCAGGCUUGGCAACUGAAGAUGACGAUUGGGAUAUGGCUUUGGAAGCUCUCAGGGACCGAGUGGCGUGGAAGCAGAGAGGCGCCGAACGUUUGCGAGAGGCAGGGUUUGGAGAUAACGUCGUUGAAAGGUGGGAAAAUACGAAGGCCUUCGCUGGGUUGGAUAACUGUGGGGGUGAUGGCGAUAUGGCUGAUGUUAAAUGGGCAAAGAAGGGUGAGGGUAGGGAGUGGGAUCGGGGUAAGGUUGUUGAUGAAGGUGGAGAUAUCAGUAUUAAACCCAUGUGGUGA
Ophidiomyces ophidiicola is the source of this 1179-nucleotide messenger RNA. RefSeq lists its product as uncharacterized. The transcript is spliced from 2 exons. The record is from RefSeq and is a predicted model, not a curated record. Bases 1 to 1179 code for a protein of 392 amino acids. Lineage: Eukaryota; Fungi; Ascomycota; Eurotiomycetes; Onygenales; Onygenaceae.